This is a messenger RNA of Bombyx mori (domestic silkworm), 3128 nucleotides long. RefSeq lists its product as uncharacterized. The transcript has 5 exons. NCBI's taxonomy places the organism in Eukaryota, Metazoa, Arthropoda, Insecta, Lepidoptera, Bombycidae. The record is from RefSeq and is a predicted model, not a curated record. Bases 316 to 1539 code for a protein of 407 amino acids.
ACCUUGUGUUCGCUUGUAGGGAUAAGUAAUUUGUAAUUUGUGCUUCCAAAAUUAUUAGAUCUUUAAGUCUGAGGCCUGGAGGCUAAUUGUUACCUUUUGUGAGACUAACUAACUUAAGAUUAAUGGGUAAGAUAAGAGGUCGCAGUUCGUCGCAGUAUUUGAUAAAUAGUCGGUAAGAACCCGCUUAUCGAUAAAUACAUAACUUCACGAUCCACCGCAAAACGCCAAGUUACAUUAUUAUUAGACUAUUAGUGUAAAUAUCGUGUCAAGCAACGGACGUUUUUGCGCUGAUUUCGUGCGCAUUGACAGCGCAAGAUGCGUUCGAUAGUCUGGCUGCUGCUGGUGGCGAUCGCGGUGGCUGAGGUCGUCGACGAACCGUGGUACGAAGAGGAAGAUGUCGACGAGUCCUACGACGACGAUGAUGCGAGCUACCGGAAGAAAAGAGAAGUGUAUGACCCCAACAUAGAUCACCAUCGAGUCAAACGUUGCUGUGAAUAUGAAAAGUCAAGAAAACGACGCUCGCCAGCUGUCAGAGCACCAAGACAGGUUCAUCACUACGAAGUACACGAGUUUACAGAUGAAAGGUUGGGUCCGGCGUCACCUCCGUACGAGGAAAUGCUGGCAGCAAGUGCUGAUCAUUAUCAAAGGUACGCAGUGCCUCCUAAGUCCGCAAGAUAUUUGGACCAUUCCGUUAACCACGUUUCUGGUGCCCAUGUUCCGCUCAAAGCAGCCCAGAUAAACUUAUCUCCAUCAGAAUCAGUACAAUUCGUUCCUAUUGCUACUGAUCCGAUUACAGUUGUGAAUGUAGACGGUCCAGCACCAAUACAUUCAGGACCUUUAACACAAUCACCGAAAAAACUUGAUGGUGGAGAUCUUUAUGGAGCCGCCGCAGGAAAUCAUCAUAAGCAUACUCACGGACAUGGACAUACGCAGGGUGGAGGUCAUGCAAACCUUGGGAAUCAUCAUGCAGAACAUGGUGGUAAGACAACCAAGGGCUUUAGUACGGACCACUUCGUCGACAAAGGCGGCAAAGGAUACAAAACAGAUGAACAUCACAGGAAAGAGUACGAGGACGCCGGUGGAAACAAGAAAAAGCAUCACGAUCACGCCGGACACCAGGGCAGUCAUGAGGAAGAAGCGCAUGGCUCUAGGGGAUCACACUUCGGUGAAAAGAAGGGACACAAGAAAGGACAUAAGACCAAGGGCUACCAUAACAAAUACCAUAAAGAUGAGUUCCACAAAGAGCACAAGUUCUACGAUGACUUCCACAAGAGCGGGGAACAUCACAGAUACGGCAAGUUCCACGCGAAGCACGCCAGCAACGAGAGCGGCAAGAAGAAAGCUCACAGGGUCGAUGCUGGACACGAUUACGUCGAGCGAGGGAAGAAAGGAUACAGCAACAAGGGUCACACGGAUGCUGACCACAAAGGUUACGAUGGUAAACGAGGCCAUGAAGAACACCAUGCUCACCAUUCCGACCACGGCAAGAAGGGUGGCAAGGAAGGCGGCUCCCAUUGGGGCUAUGCCAAGAAGCACUAAUUGCAAAACUUGUACAAGUAAUACUAUUACUGGAUACUAUUUAGCCUAUUUAAGUUAUGUAUGUUAUGAAUCAAAUAGAGACUGUAAGAGAUUUUACUGGUGUAAAACGGAAGCCAAUCGAAAAUGCAUGAUUUACAUUAUUUUUGAAAACUUUGAAGCGGUCCCGUUUUAGUAGUAAAAUUUGGAUGAUCAUGAUUGGGUUUUGGGGUUUAUUUAGAUGGGCAAGAUAAAAUGUCAAUUAUUCUGGAUGCUAAUGAACUUUAUAGUAUGGUAAUAAUAUCAAGUAAAAUUUUAACUUCCAUUACAAUUGAUAUUAUAAAUUGAUAAAAUUGAUAAAAAUAGUCCUGAUUCGUUUAUAAAACUAAUUAUCGGAAUAUUACUUCAAUUCGAUAAAUAGUUCUGGGAUGAUCUGUUUCUAUCUUAAAGUUUACUGAGUCUUUUGUAUCUUUUAUUGUGCCAAUGUUUGACCGUAACCUAUCUUCUUCCAGUAACCCCGUUUAAUGGUUUUCCACAAUCCCUUGACAAAUCAGUCUUACCUAUUUACCUUUUAUUAAAUCGUGAUUUUUUUUAAUCUCAUUUUUGUGACCAACUUUACAUUAUGCUUGACUGUUUCUGUCUCCGUACUCAUAUUGUUACUUACACCCAUAAAAUGAGUUAUUAUGAAACAUAAUGAAUGUUUAGCAAACCUUAAUUACGCCAAUCCUUAAAAUAAAACAGGUCAUUCAGGAUUCAUCGAAAAACACUUCAGUGGAAUGUUGUGUACAUGAUCGCGUCAUAUUGAAAGCAUGUUUAUUACAAAAACUUCAGUUUAUCCUUAUAACGACUGUUAAUAGAACUUAAUUUUAUUAUUUAAAAAAGUGUUAGCAAGGUUUGGUCUGUGGUGUUAUCCAUUAGAUUCAUCAUUUUUUAUGUUCAGUUUUAAAAUGUGACCUGAUUUAGGUUUCAAAUCAUGUACGUAACGAAAAUUGAUUGGUUUGAAAUUGAUUUCACAAGUGCUCACGGUUGAUAAAAUGUUGGCAAUGUAUCUACAUGACAUUACCAAAAUAAUUUCUGUUUAAAAAUAUUUUCGAGUAAAAAGGGAAGCCGCUUUAUCCCUUGGAGCUCAUGAAAAGCCCAUUGCGUCUUUGACUAUACGUUGAUUCUUUAAUUAUCAGAUAAGUUAUUCACCAAAUAUGUUAACUCUAAAUAUGUUACUUAAUUAUGUUAACUCAAUUUUUUGCAUAAUUGUAUUCACGCGACUGCAAUAUAUUUCUUAUUUUAAUAUCAUUUUAAAAUCUUCAUAUGAUAAUCGAAAAACUAGCUCUUAAAACGAUCUACCAAACUUUGAACAUAAUUGAUUAGCUUGAAAUGUAAUUUGACCUUCUAUCCGCAGAGAUAGAUAGUGUUUUAUUUGUAUCAAUGUUGUAAAAAUUAAUCCCGGCACAGCGCUGCUUAUGUUUUUCAAGUCGAGCAAAUUCUCGGCAACUUAAAAGAAAAUAUUUAGAUGGUGCUACGUUUACUAACUGCGUAUUUUAUAGUAAUUAACGUUAAUAUUUAUUGUUAAUUAAUUUAAUUUGAUAUUUUUUUCUUAAUAAAAAUAAAAUUUUGUA